CUCUGCCCUUCCUCGUGCUGUCUCUCCUAGUCGGAACUCCGGUUUCAGGACGACGUCGAGGCGCGUGAUCGUCUCUCCCCCACCGUUAGGAAACGCGGCCAGGGAACCAAUCGGAGCCGCGCUUCCGGCUACGGUGACGGCCCAAUGGGCGAACACCGGCCACGGAUAGACGCUGACGAUCGCUGAUUUUGACAGUCGACACACGACUACGAUAGUAGUACACCGCAGUGCCGCCUUGCCGCUCGCUGCCUUCUAUUCUUCUCCCGAUCCGAGAGAGAGGAGCGCAACUUUCCAACGUUCGGUUUCGAAUCCGUUCGAGAAAAAGCUCCGCGUUUUUUUCUUUUUUUUUUGCCUCCCCCCUUUUCUUUUUCUUUUCUUCACCUCGAAACUCGAUCCGUCUGUGAAAAAUUCAUGUUUCUUUCGGGACUCGCACGCGCGCGAACGGAGAAGGACGGGAGGACAGGAUUCUUAAUCUCGGUGUGCUUCGAUCGAUAGGCUCCAUCAUCGAUUUUUGUUCACUGUUGCAUGUUCGCGCGACAUUCGAUCGAACCUGAGAGUGAGAACGAUUUCAAGUUUUGUUUUUCAAGAGGGAAAGAGAGAGAGAGAGAGGAGGAGGAGGAGGAAGAAGGAAGAGGGUAGCACGAAUCACGGAGACCCGGUCACGUGGCCGUCGAUGACCGUUCGCAGGAAUUGACGGGAAUCUCGAUGAAGGCAAUCCCGGAGGAAAGGGAUUCGUUCGUUUGAUGUCGUCCGAUCGAUCACGUAUUCCGGGAACGAGCGAUCCAACGUGUCGAUCCUCGGAUAAGGAUCUCUAUCAAAUUAACCUGGAGGAGUCGAUAAUAAUCGAUCCGGCUCAUCCUCUGUCCGAUUCUCUCCCUCUCUUCCCGGAUACUCUGUGACAAGUGGCGAAACACUGGACGGAUAAAAUUACGGGCGCGGAUGCUGAGACAGAUCGAGACAGUGAUCGAGGAGCCUCGGUAGUGCGCCUCCUUUCUUUAUCUCCCUGUAAUUGGACUACGAUCGAAUCGAGCCCCCGAGAAAUUUUAUUAACUCGAAUACUAAACUCGAACCACCAAAAGUCGAGAGUAAAAAUUGGAAGGUGUUUCCGGGGAGAGGAUUUGGCGAGAAAGGAUUUUCGAGAGUGAGUGAGAGAAUUAGCGAUCCCUGGGACUGGUGGAAGGGAGGAAGGGAAGAGGUGUAAGUUAAAUGCUCGCGUGAAACCGGAAACCGGAUGAGCUGCGCUAUGGAGUACCAGCAAUUGGCGCCACCGCCGGUACCGGGCGUGCUGCACCAAGCGCAUCAUCAACAGCAUCAACAGCAGCCGGUGCAACCGCCCCAUCCUCACAUCGUGGUCGCGCCUGCGCACCAGCAACAACCCCAACAACCACCGCCACCACCGUUACCGCCCACCUCGCACGGCCAUCAGGUGCACGCGCCACUUCCGCCCAUCCACGAGGACAGCACCAGCUCGCGUUGGAGCCAAUACCAGCACCUCUGGAGGCAGCACCACGUCUACGUCAAUGGAAAACAAGGCAAAGAUGGACCGGAAGAGAAAAAGGACGCUGAUGGAGAGUUAUGGGGCAACGUGGAAGCGCAGGCCGCCUUCCUCGGCCCAAAUCUAUGGGAUAAAACUUUGCCCUAUGAUGCCGACCUGAAGGUAUUGAACCAUUACGUCGAUCUCGACGAGUUCCUCUCCGAGAACGGCAUUCCCGUGGAUGGAGUGGCCGGCGGCGGACAAGGGACGAUGCAGAGCGGACAACUGCACAAGAUGAACAACACCGAAACGCCAGGACACCAAGGUCCAGCCGGCCUCCACUUAGAGCCGGUCACCAAACGCGAGAGAUCACCCUCGCCGAGCGAGUGUUGCUCACCCGACACUAUGAACCCUCCCUCGCCCGCGGAUUCCAAUUCCGAGGACUCGUCACGAAUACUACAAUAUGGCUUCUCUCUUGUAGCGCUCUCGAUGGCCUCAUCGGGGCGAGACUUCGAUCCACGCACCCGGGCCUUCUCCGACGAGGAGCUGAAACCCCAACCGAUGAUCAAGAAAUCACGGAAGCAGUUCGUUCCGGAUGACCUGAAGGAUGACAAAUACUGGGCGCGUCGUAGGAAGAAUAACAUGGCAGCGAAACGAUCACGGGAUGCACGUCGCAUGAAGGAGAACCAGAUCGCUCUCAGGGCCGGCUUCCUCGAGAAAGAAAAUAUGGGUCUACGGCAGGAACUGGACCGGUUAAAGAACGAGAACAUGUUGCUGCGUGACAAGCUGAGCAAAUACACGGACGUCUAACAGUGCGCCGGGCAGGCAACAGCUCGUCGUGGUAUUAAAAAAGAUGCAAACACGAGCGUUUGUUGUGCCAGCUCCUCCCACACACUAUAGUCGCAGCACUUAGGUUUUUCGCCAGUUCGGAUGAAAGAAGAGUUAAAAAGAAAAAAAAAAAAGAAAAAAAACGAAAAAAAAGAAGAAGAAGAAGAA
Molecule: messenger RNA, 2470 nt
Organism: Apis florea (little honeybee)
Lineage: Eukaryota; Metazoa; Arthropoda; Insecta; Hymenoptera; Apidae
Product: PAR-domain protein 1
Biological process (GO): regulation of transcription by RNA polymerase II
Cellular component (GO): nucleus
Molecular function (GO): DNA-binding transcription factor activity, RNA polymerase II-specific; RNA polymerase II cis-regulatory region sequence-specific DNA binding
Source: RefSeq, a predicted model, not a curated record